AUGUUGCUCAUCCGUGGAGUGGGAGCUGCUGAGAAUUUUCGUCAGCGUAACAUCUUCCCUCUGCCCGAGCUUGGCCCUGAUGAAGGCGGGACUACCGGUGGUGAUGACUGGAGGGCCACUCGUGUGCAACGCCGAGUGAUUUCCCACAUAACAGAGUGCUACAAGGGGACCUAUGAGAACAUUGAUCGGAAUGACAUGGCUGUGUCUUUGAGUAGCCUCUGUUCUUCAUCCAAGACCUAUGACACUGGUCGAAGUGAUGUGCAGCCCUACGUCAAGGAGAAUGUCUCCUGGCCCGAGGUGAGCAACUGCCCUGUGUCCUUGUGCAGCUGCAUGCCAACGGCCGACAGUGAAAGGCUGGGGGCUUGGCGCAAGCAUAUGCUUCGUGAUGUUGCAGACAGUGGGAGAGUUGACAAGCCGGUUAAGCCGUAUGUUGAUCCCAUUCUCAAGAACAAUGCAGUGAUUUAUGGUGAUUUCCUGAAGGAACUUAGCAAAAGAAACAUGGUCAAGUUCAAGAUAGCUAAUGGGGAGCAGAGUAACCUUGGGGUUUUCUUUGUCAAGAAGAAGUCAGGGCAGCUGCGUUUAAUUUUUGAUACUAGGAGACUCAAUGAGAGUUUCCAUGCUCCACCAACCACUGACUUGCCAUCCGCAGAUGCAUUCACACGGACCGAGUUUGUUGAAGGUUCUCAAUUCUACAUUGGCUCUGGUGACCUUGCAAAUGCCUUCUACACCUUGGCUGUCCCUAAUGAUUUAGCUGAGAUGUUCACUAUGCCGGCCAUUGAGGCUGGGAAGGCGGGCAUCUUCAGCGUGAAUGGCGCUGCAGUUGAGGCUGGCACCAUCCCUUUGCCGUACAUCACAGUGCUACCCAUGGGAUGGAGUUGGGCUCUUCAUUUUUGUCAAACGGUGUUGGAAUAUGGUAUUCUCAAAGCUGGGUUUUGCCGCAAGCAGUUUAUUGGGGAUAAACGGGAGGCCGUUGUAUUGAAACAAACCGAUGAUUUGGCAGUUGCAGCUUAUGUGGACAACUUCGGUGUUUUUGGAGCCAACCGCCAGGCUGUUGAUGAGGGGUUGCAGAAGAUCAUCCUAGUUCUGAGAGGCUGGGGUCUGACGGUUCAUGAAAUUGAGCCGGCGAGCCUUCAAGCUGAUUUUGUUGGUCUCUCCUUUGAUGGAACUCAAGGAACUGUUGCGGUGAAGAAGCAGCGAAUUCUCAAGAUCAAGUUUGCAAUUGAUGAGUUAUUGGAGAGACAGUUUUGCUCUGGCCGUACUAUGCAGAGCAGUGAGAAAUGGAGAUUUCGAUUUCCUAAUGCCAUCAAUGCGCGACAUCAUGCGUUGGGCAACACUGAUCCGCUGCCGGCGAACAUCCUAAACACUGAAGCUAGAGCUCUAGUCUGGAGUGCGGAACAUUUGCUGCGCUGCGGGCGGAACUUUGGGCGAAGGCCCAAGGAUUUGAGGGCUGGUGGGAAAGAUCCAAUCGUGAUCAUGCACCCCAAAGUCUUCAAUCAAAAGCUCCGGAAAAAGGUGGAUCGCCAUGUGACUCGUCACCUGCAAAGAAAGGACAAGGCCAUGUUAGAGGGGCAAAUUCCCAUGGGGAUGACAUACCUCGAGGUAGACAACAUUCUGGUAGAGUAUCUUCAGGACCUGUUCGACUCAGGGGUCAAACUGGACUCAGGGAUCAGGCCGGGGGAGACGAGCAAUCUCUUGGUCGGUCAAGUCAUCCCACCCAUGAGCAGUUUCCUGGGGAGCCUUCAAUUCUUUGCGGUCCUGUUGAAUCCUUCAGAGGCAAAGGUCCCAGGCAAGACGGGCAUCUUCGACCAAGGAAUCUUGAUAGACAGCGACAUGUGGAUCAAUCCAAUCCUAAGGAAUCUCAUUCAGAAUCGGCCCAGGAAUGCACCACUUUGGUCUCACAAUCACAAUCAGAUCCUAGAAGUGUUCAACCAAGCAGUAGUGUAUCUGAAGCUGGAGGCGUUGGGAGUCUCUAUGUACACCCUCCGUCACGGAGGGGCAUCAUUCGACAUCAUGAGUCGCCGACGAAGCAUGGAGGAAGUCAAGCAGCGCGGCAGUGUCGGCGAGUCUUCCUUGACCUGUUCUGCGGUGACCACGGUGUUGAGCGAAGUCUCAAACGCAAAGGAACUAGAAGAAGCCAAGAGAGCGGCGAGGGAGAGAAGGCUGCUGCUGGCAGGGUUGGUCCUGGCGGCUGGAGAUUUGGCUUACUUGGCCCUGCCGCAGAAGCAGCAUUUAUUGUGGGCCAGCCUCGUGCGAGAAGAGAAAGAGGUGGGACAGUGUGCGGCAGAAUGGCUUCGGGGCCUAGCUGAGACGCUUGCGAUUCCCUUGUAUGACACCUUGCAUACCGUGGGCGAGUUGGCCUGUCGUCCUUCCAAUCGACAACCGCUCUCAGUUCCACUCAGCUACCUGCGCGACAAUGCGCGCUACUGGACAAAGCACACCUUGAUCGCCUCCGGCAAGCCAAGUCGAAGGUCCACGGGGGAAGUCAGUCCUAUGGCCUCCGAAAGGGGAAAGGUGCAGGUGGUACAGGAAGAACUGCCCGGACAGGUGCUCAACCAGGAGACUAGCAUCGAGUUCCUCAAGAGCGAGCAUUGGCAGCAAGCGAGUCUCUUAAGCCUGGCCACCAUCAACACUGCAGAGAAAUCAGAAGAGCGAUGGUCCUGA
Molecule: messenger RNA, 2661 nt
Organism: Cladocopium goreaui
Lineage: Eukaryota; Dinophyceae; Suessiales; Symbiodiniaceae
Source: the annotation of a GenBank genome assembly